Messenger RNA from Menidia menidia (Atlantic silverside), 2342 nucleotides. NCBI's taxonomy places the organism in Eukaryota, Metazoa, Chordata, Actinopteri, Atheriniformes, Atherinopsidae. The record is from the annotation of a GenBank genome assembly.
UUCAAGUCACUGGAGGAACAAGUAUGAAUUCUUUGGGUUGCAGAAGGGCUGAGAUAUAAACCAGACUACAGUAGCUGUUCUAUGACAGGCAUAGAGACACCAAUCCCCAUGGAUUAAACUCUACCUACUGCAAAGUGAACGUGAAGAGAAUCUUUGGAGCAGCAUGGAUGAUGACUUUGACCGCCGCAUGGAGUUAAGGAGGCAGAGGAGAGAGCAGAUGCGCCUUGAGGCUGAAAAAGUGGGCUGCACCAAUGAUGAUGACGAGGAAGAAGCUCGAGAGCAAAGGAGACGUGCAAGGGAGGAGAGGAAAAAGAUGAAGGAUUCGGACGAGCCCGGAACAACCGAUGUGAACUAUACUAACAGCGUGAUGGAGACGGAGACGAAUGCUGGAGGAGCAGAUGAUGACCAGGCUCUGCUGGAGCGCCUGGCCAAGAGAGAGGAGCGCAGGCAGAAGAGAAUGAAGGAAGCUAUGGAGAGGCAGAAGGAGCUGGGCCCCACCAGCAACUGCACAGACAGCUCACAGGAGGAGCAAUCCUCCAUCAGCCGCCCAGAGAAACGUCCACAGGACAAAGAGGAAAUGGAGGAGGAGACACAGGCCCCCCAGGAGGAGGAGGAAGAGAAAGAUGCACCAACAGAGGUGGAUGCUGAGCAGCCCAAUUCAGAAAGUAAAGAGGCUCAGGAGGAACCAGUAACCGAUGCUGACACUGUGGAAGAGGAAAGAAAGAGGAAAGAGGAAGAAGAUCAUCAGCAAAACGAAAUGCUAAGAACUGAAGAGGAAGAGGAGGAAAUAAGGAAAAUGGAGGAAAAACUCCAGCGGGAGGAGGAAGAGAGACAGCUAAGAGAAGAUGAGGAGAGGAAAAAGAGGGAAGAAGAAGAAGAAAAACAUCGAGAGGAGGAGAGGAAGAGGAGGGAAGAAGAGAAACAUGAAAUGGAAGAGAGGCUUAAAAGGGAGGAAGAAGAAAAACAGAGACAAGAAUUGGAGGACAAAAUGAAAAGGGAAGAGGAAGACAAGCAGAAAAGGGAAAUGGAGGAAAGAAAGAGGAAAGAGGAAGAAGAGAAACAGAAAAAACUAAUGGAAGAAAAACAGAGAAAGGAAGAAGAGGAAAAACAAAAAAAGGAGAUGGAGGAAAAGAAGAAAGAGGAAGAAGAAAAACGUAAAAAAUCACUGGAGGAAAAGAGGAAAAAGGAGGAGGAAGAGAAGCAAAAGAAAAAAGAGCAGGAGGAGAAGAAGAAAAAAGAAGAGGAAGAGAGGCGAAAAAGGGAGAUGGAAGAAAAGAAGAAAAAAGAGGAAGAGGAGAAGCGUAAAAAGAGAGAGAUGGAAGAGAAAAAGAAGAAAGAAGAGGAGGAAAAACAGAAGAGGUUUGGGUUUAAGGAGAAGAGUGAACCACAGAAACAGAACGGAGCAUUCUUGGAAAACAGGUUUAAGAAAACCGAGAGAACAGAGAAAACUUCCAGGGAUAACAUUCCUUCCAAUAAGUCUGAAGAUGUUGAGCGACGGGAGGCUGAGCGUAAGCUGCAGGAGCUGAAACAGAGACGAAACAACGCAGAAAGUGAGGAGUUUGAGAAGAUGAAGCAGAAGCAGCAGGAUGCUGAGGCCGAGCUGGAGGAGCUGAAGAGGAAGCGAGAGGAGAGGAGGAAAAUCCUGGAGGAAGAGGAGAGGCAGAAGAAACAGGAGCUGGAGGAAAAGAAAGCCAAAGAGCAGGAGGAGAGAAAGAGAAUGAAGGAAGAGAUAGAGAAAAGGAGGGCAGAGGCUGCAGAGAAGAAGAAACAGAUGGAGGAGUCCACUAAACCUGCUUUCACUAUCAGCCCCAAAGGAUCCUCAAAGAUAGGGGAGAAAGCAGAGUUCUUGAGCAAAUCAGCCCAAAAAAGCACCCCCAAAGUGUCGCACACUCCACUCGUCCCAAAGAUUGGCAACAGAUUGGAACAGUUUACCUCUGCAAUUCAGGGAAAUAAAGAAGUAAAAUCCCCCAAGUCUCCUCUGGCAGACAUUCCCACAGGAGGCACGCGCAACAUGAAAAGCAUGUGGGAGAAAGGCAACGUCGGCAGCUCUGCUGAAAGCCCUGCUCCUGCCAACAAGGAUGUUUCUGGCCUCAGGGGAGGCGUGUCUGGACGGGUCAACAGUUGGAUGGCGAAACCUCCAGAGGAAGAGAAAGGUGUCCCAUCAGCCCCAGCUGCAGCAGCAAAGCCGGCAGUGGCAGUUGGAGGGAAGAACAAGUACGAGACCCUGACCAGCGACUUCCCCAACCAGGCCUUACCUGACCGGACCGCAGACCUCCAUCCCCCCUCGCCACACCCAGAAUUCACGUGGUCCCCUCCCCCUGAAUGAGGGUCCAGGUUGAAUC